CUUCGCAUCUAGACUGGAGUCAUGUUGAUUCGAUUUUGCCGGGUUGAUCUGAGAUGUAGUGAAGCCCUGCAUAUUCACAUAGUCACAGCCUUCUGCUGAACGGCACUGCCUCCGAGAGCAAGAGAUGAGCUUCAGGAUCCAUACCACGACCGACUUUCGCAGAACCUAUCUAAGUGGUUCCCUAAAGGAAAGGAAAGAAGGCUAUUCUUCCGAGUUCAAGAGGCAUGAGGCAUGCCUUCUCGUUGGCGCCCACUCGGGCUGCGCAACGCCAUCUACAACGAUUCCAUUUGCCAUGCGGAAGCCAUGCACAACUCAACUGCUCGGAUUAGCAUGUGCGCAAAGACGAGUAGCUUCUAACACACAUGUAAACGACAUCACAAAGCUGAAUUACCGUUGUCUCAUAGCAUUUGUCCUUUUCGCCAAUGCCGGGUCCAAUACACGAGCAUUUGGUGGUGACGAGGACCACGAACUUGCAGGCGCAUAUCGAGCCCGGUGGAUGUUAUGCGCGCCUUCGCUCCCAAGGUUGGUGUUGAAGGACACAGUUGGGAUCCACCAGUUCUUGUGCAGCUCCAGUCCAAUACAGAAGGAGCUAAUUAGGCGAGCCCGCUCCGAUCCCCAAGCCAAGACUUGCAGCUGCGACAACGCGAGCACGACUGCCAAAGCGCAACUGUACACUCCACCAACGACAAACAGCUACACCGACCCGCGAGGCCAAUUUACGAGCCUGGAAGAGUUGCAGCGCGCUAUGAAUCGACCAGGUCUGUUCCUCCUCGAAGUCGUUUGAGCCCGCACCUACACUGCUGGAAGCCCGCCGCCUUGCGCAUACGUGCCUUACUCCCGUCCUACGUCUCCGUUCGUUUGCGCACUGCAGCUGCGUUGCAGGAACCUAGGAGACGCCACGGCAAAGUGCCAUCUAGAGCUCAGCUCGAACCAGCUUUCACUCCAACCCUCGACCAGGAGGUCAAACACUACGAAACAUUCCCACGGGCAUGUUUCAGAACCAACAGAAUAGCGCCCGCGGUGGCCCGCUGGGCGGCAACAGG
Messenger RNA from Paraphaeosphaeria sporulosa, 1043 nucleotides. RefSeq lists its product as uncharacterized. The record is from RefSeq and is a predicted model, not a curated record. The coding region runs from base 125 to 784 and encodes 219 amino acids. Lineage: Eukaryota; Fungi; Ascomycota; Dothideomycetes; Pleosporales; Didymosphaeriaceae. The transcript has 2 exons.